AUUGCUCGGCGCAGGCAAGACAAUGCCACAUGUCGGUGGCCAACAACAUGUUUGUUGGUAUUUUUUUUCUUCAUGUUUCACAUAUCUGUUUCUUCACACAUUUUCACUGUCAUAAGAAUUAUCCUUAAGCCAACUGGCAGCUUUGUCUCAUAAUUUUGUCUUUGUGAAACUUUACCUUUAUUGAUAUCCCAGCCUCUCCUUUCACUCUGUGAUCAGAAUGACGGAGCCUGAGAAAAAGCCUCCAGAGAAGAAGCCUCAAGAGGCUCCCUCUGACCACUCCCCCAAUACCAUUCCCCAGACUACCGACUUCCGCGGUCACAUCUUCGUCGGACAGCAAUACUUCAACGUCUCACGACCCUUGGUGCGCGCGUCGUCCAACCUCCUCCAAUCCAAGACAACCGAAUGCCUAGACGACGAAGAAGACCCCAGCCAUCUUGUCACCUACCUAAGCUGGACCGCAGGCAACGGCAUUCCGGUCGACCAGCAGACGAAAUGGAGCGAACUCGGCGACCUGUGGUUCUUCGGUGAUCGGAUCGAGGCACGCCAAUUCCAAGACGCCUUGAUACUGCAAUGCAUCGAGAAACGCCGCCAAGAGCCGUAUCCACUGAGCGAGUUCACCAUCAACUACUUCUUCAGCGAAGCCUUUCCUCCGAAUACCAAGUUCCAUACCUUCCUCAUCGAUACCUAUUUCCUGACUACGCCGUUCGACGUGCCGGAUUAUGAUAACGUGGUGUUUCGGCUCGCGCGCGAUGCCAGGUGGGUUUCGUUGAGUGAGUUGGUGCUGCAGAGUGAGCGGGAUGCAGAUCUGCCGAAUUUCAUCUUUGAUUAUUUGGUCGUCAAACCCUCGCCAAAUGACAAGAAGGGGGAUGAGCUGGAGGAUAAUGAUCUGAUGGGCCGCACGCAUGGACAGGUUGAUUUGAAGGUUCUGAAAAGGAUUCUUCGCCGGAAUUAGAUUUUCGUCAUGACUAUGAGGGUGUUUGUACAAUAGCGCAUUUGAAGUGGUUGCUCACUCAAAGAACUAAUUUACCAAAACUAAUUAAUCAGCGUUGCCCUAAUCACUACAGAGGGAUCAGUAUAAUUUCAGUUCUAUCUCAGCAUGUCUGUUUGUCGUAGAUAAACCAGACAGUCACAGUACUAGCCCCG
Messenger RNA from Talaromyces proteolyticus, 1143 nucleotides. RefSeq lists its product as uncharacterized. Bases 218 to 952 code for a protein of 244 amino acids. The transcript has 2 exons. Lineage: Eukaryota; Fungi; Ascomycota; Eurotiomycetes; Eurotiales; Trichocomaceae. The record is from RefSeq and is a predicted model, not a curated record.